Messenger RNA from Oncorhynchus nerka (sockeye salmon), 1362 nucleotides. RefSeq lists its product as uncharacterized. The coding region runs from base 1 to 1362 and encodes 453 amino acids. The record is from RefSeq and is a predicted model, not a curated record. The transcript has a single exon. NCBI's taxonomy places the organism in Eukaryota, Metazoa, Chordata, Actinopteri, Salmoniformes, Salmonidae.
AUGCUCUAUCUGUCCGUCAGCCAAUCAGCUGGUGUCACUGGUGUCACCAGCACUAAUCUGUCUUCAAUCCCCAGCAAAGACAACAAGGCCACAGUCGUAAUAAGCCUCAGCCUGACUCGGGGUGGCUCCAGCUGGCCCUACCUGCCUUGGCCCUACCUGCCCUGGCCCGACAUGCUUGGCUCCAGCUGGCACUACCUCCUCUCCCCCUGCCCUGACCCUACCUCCCCUCCCCCUCCCCUGGCCCGACCUGCCUGGCUCCAGCUGGCCCUACAUCCCCGGCUCCAGCUGGCCCUACCUCCCUCCCCUGGCCCGACCUGCCUGGCUCCAGCUGGCCCUACCUCCCCUCCCCUGCCCUGGCCCGACCUGCCUGGCUCCAGCUGGCCCUACCUCCCCUCCCCCUGUCCUGGCCCUACCUCCCCUCCCCCUGCCCUGGCCCGACCUGCCUGGCUGCAGCUGGCCCCACCUCCCCUCCCCUGCCCUGACCCGACCUGCCUGGCUCCAGCUGGCCCUACCUCCCCUCCCCUGCCCUGGCCCUACCUCCCCUCCCCUGCCCUGGCCCUACCUCCCCUGCCCUGGCCCGACCUGCCUGGCUCCAGCUGGCCCUACCUCCCCUCCCCUGGCCCGACCUGCCUGGCUCCAGCUGGCCCUACCUCCCCUCCCCCUGCCCUGGCCCGACCUGCCUGGCUCCAGCUGGCCCUACCUCCCCUCCCACUGCCCUGGCCCUACCUACCCUCCCCCUCUCCUGGCCCUGCCCUGGCCCUGACCUGCCUGGCUCCAGCGGGCCCUACCUCCCCUCCCCUGCCCUGGCCCGACCUGCCUGGCUCCAGCUGGCCCUACCUCCCCUCCCCCUCCCCUGGCCCGACCUGCCUGGCUCCAGCUGGCCCUACCUCCCCUCCCCCUGCCCUGGCCCGACCUGCCUGGCUCCAGCUGGCCCUACCUCCCCUCCCCCUGGCCCUACCUCCCCUCCCCCUGCCCUGGCCCUACCUGCCUGGCUCCAGCUGGCCCCACCUCCCCUCCCCCUUCCCUGACCCGACCUGCCUGGCUCCAGCUGGCCCUACCCCCCCCUUCCCUGGCCCUACCUCCCCUCCCCCUGCCCUGGCCCUACCUCCCCUCCCCCUUCCCUACCUCCCCUCCCCCUGCCCUGGCCCGAACUGCCUGGCUCCAGCUGGCCCUACCUCGCCCCUGGCCUUGCCCUGGCCCGACCUGCCUGGCUCCAGCUGGCCCCACCUCCCCUGCCCUGGCCCGACCUGCCUGGCUCCAGCUGGCCCUACCUCCCCCUCCCCUGCCCUGGCCCUACCUCCCCUCCCCCUGCCCUGGUCCGACCUGCCUGGCUCCAGCUGGCCCUUCCCUGGCCCUACCUAG